AUGGACGACUUUAGCGACUCGGGCGAGUUGUACACAAUCAGAAACCAAUUCUUCACAAGCCAACACCACAAAGUCUUGUCAUAUUCUUUGGACAGUUUUUCCAGAGAUAAUCAGCUCAAGGUGAUUGAGUUUCAAGUGAGAUCGAGCGUAGCGUUAUCCCAAGAUGCUUCCCAAUUGAUCGACAAUGGUAAGCUGAUAUUCCCAGAGCAGACUCAGGUGUUUGAUGUCUUGCAGGCCUGGAACGAUUUGAUGACUUUCGGUACAGACGAGUCCACCUACUUUGAUGAUGUGGUGAAUCCUGAGUUUGAAUUGCAGGCUAUCCUUACUGCCCUCUACUACGUCAAGUUCAAAAAAGAUGUCCCCCUUGCGAUACAGCUUCUAGUCAAGUACACAAACUACAACACAAACAACGUCAAAGAGUUGGAGCCUUACUUGAUCUUGGUUCAGUUGUACUUGGUUAGAGAGAACUUUUCGGAGGCAUACAAAAUCUACACUGGCUUCCAGAACUUCCCUCCACAAGCAAGAGAUAAUAUCAUAUACCAGGUUUUGGAGAGCUGGAUCUUGUCCAUCAAGGGAGAGUCGGACAAUAUUUCAAACGCAUUUUAUUUCUACGACGAGAUGUUGUCUUCAGACUUUGAAGAUGAUCCUCAGGGCAAGUUCCGCAUUUUGAACGUUUUGUUCGUCAUGACGAUGCAAUUAAAGCACUUGCCCGAGGCCAAGGAGUUGUUGAACCAGAUUAAUGCUCUUAACUACAAGGGCAACGAGAAUGACGAUUUUCUCGCCAACCAGGUCACUUUCGAUUAUCUCACUAACAACGGCGCCAACGUCGAGUCCUUGUUGCAGCACUUGAAAGAGUCAAACCCUGAGCACCAGUUACUAGCUGACUUGGCCGAAAAAGAGGCCAAGUUCGAUGAGAUCGUCAGCAAGUACCAGACUGCUACUUAG
Candidozyma auris is the source of this 945-nucleotide messenger RNA. RefSeq names its product coatomer subunit epsilon. The transcript has a single exon. The record is from RefSeq and is a predicted model, not a curated record. Gene Ontology annotation, biological process: retrograde vesicle-mediated transport, Golgi to endoplasmic reticulum; intra-Golgi vesicle-mediated transport; endoplasmic reticulum to Golgi vesicle-mediated transport. Gene Ontology annotation, cellular component: COPI vesicle coat. Bases 1 to 945 code for a protein of 314 amino acids. NCBI's taxonomy places the organism in Eukaryota, Fungi, Ascomycota, Pichiomycetes, Serinales, Metschnikowiaceae. Gene Ontology annotation, molecular function: protein binding; structural molecule activity.